UCUCGAUGGAGCUACCCGAGGAAGGCGAGCGGCCGCCGCAGCGGCAGCCCUGGGGGCGGCUCCUCCGCCUGGGCGCCGAGGAGGGAGAGCCGCACGUUCUCCUGUGGAAACGCGAGUGGACCAUAGGCCGGAGGAGAGAAUGCAGUCUUGCUGUAUUUGUUAACCACACACAGUAUCCUGUCCAACGACAAUGGAACAAAAUCAGAAAUCGGUAGAAAAAAUACUGGAAAAUUCACGGAUAUGUGGAAUUAAAUACCACCAUCUUAAACAACUGAUGGGUCAAAGAAGAAAUCACAGGAAACGUUAAAAAAAAUCUUGAGACGGGCGGCGCCUGUGGCUCAGUCGGUUGUGACCUUUCAUUCCCCAGCAAUAAACUGGUCUCUGGAGAUCAUUGUAAAAUUGUAGUGGAUGAAAAAUCUGGUCAGGUGAUGCUGGAAGAUACCAGCACUAAUGGAACAGUAAUUAACAAGCUGAAAAUUGUUAAGAAGCAGACUUGCCCUUUACAGACGGGGGAUGUCAUCUACUUGGUGUACAGGAAGAAUGAGCCAGAACAGAAUGUGGCAUACCUCUAUGAAUCUUUAAAUGAAAAGCAAAGCAUGACACAAGAUUCCCUUGAAGCUAAUAAAGAAAAUGUGUUCCACAUGACCAAAGAUACCUCAAGUGCAGGGUGUGGUGAUGAUCCCCAGGUCCCAUCAUUGUCACCCACCACUCAGAUGUGCUUUGAGGAGCCACAGCCAUCGACAUCGACGUCAGACCUCUUCCCCACGGCCUCUACCUCUGCCAUGGAGCCUCCUGCAGUGCUAGAGCAUUGUUCCAGCUCUGACAGAACAAGAGUACCCUCCUCUUUGAUGGAACCUCGAGAUCAGGAGAAUUUGGAGCCUACUAAAAAGAAAAUGAAAAGAGACGGGGAGCUUGACUUGAACUUGGAGUUAUUGGUCGCAGAUCAAUGCAGAAAUACCCAACCUGUUCUCGUGGAUGUCAGAGCUGCAGCUGUAAAGCCAGACAAGAUGGAGGAGACGCUCACAUGUGUCAUCUGCCAGGAACUGCUGCAUGACUGUGUGAGCCUGCAGCCUUGUAUGCACACUUUCUGCGCGGCUUGCUACUCUGGGUGGAUGGAGCGAUCCUCCCUCUGCCCCACCUGCCGCUGUCCAGUGGAGCGGAUCUGUAAAAACCAUAUCCUCAACAACCUUGUGGAAGCAUACCUCAUCCAGCACCCAGACAAGAGCCGCAGCGAAGAAGAUGUACAAAGCAUGGAUGCCAGGAAUAAAAUUACUCAAGAUAUGCUGCAGCCCAAAGUCAGGAGGUCUUUUUCUGAUGAAGAGGGGAGUUCAGAGGACCUGCUGGAGCUGUCUGAUGUUGACAGUGAGUCCUCUGAUGUUAGCCAGCCAUACGUCGUGUGCCGGCAGUGUCCUGAGUACAGGAGGCAGGUGGCACAGCCCCUUCCCUGCCCAGCACCCACUGGUGAGCCAAGUGCCCCACAAGCCCUGGGGGUUGUACCGUCCACAUCUGCCAGCCUUGCAACAGCAGGCCAGGAGUACGUGUGCCCACUACAGGGGAGCCAUGCCAUAUGCACCUGCUGCUUCCAGCCCAUGCCCGACCGGAGAGCCGAGCACGAGCAGGACCCCCGCGUCGCCCCUCAGCAGUGUGCAGUUUGCCUGCAGCCCUUCUGCCAUCUGUACUGGGGCUGCACCCGGACUGGCUGCUUUGGCUGCCUGGCCCCAUUCUGUGAACUCAAUCUGGGCGACAAGUGUCUGGAUGGGGUGUUGAACAACAACAACUACGAGUCGGACAUCCUGAAGAAUUACCUGGCAACCAGAGGUUUGACGUGGAGAAACAUGUUGACGGAGAGCCUCAUGGCGCUUCAGCGGGGGGCAUUCCUGCUGUCUGAUCACAGGGUCACUAGCAACACUGUGCUGUGCUACUGCUGUGGCCUGCGCAGCUUCCGAGAGCUGACCUACCAGUACCGGCAGAGCAUUCCUGCUUCAGAGCUGCCAGUGGCUGUGACAUCCCGUCCUGACUGCUAUUGGGGCCGUAACUGCCGCACUCAGGUGAAGGCUCACCACGCGAUGAAAUUCAAUCAUAUCUGUGAACAGACCAGGUUUAAGAACUAAGCGUCGGGAAGCUGCAGGAGCUGUGGAGUGUUGGAGGCAAUGAUGACGUGUUUUAAAAAUACCGAAUACAAACACAUUAGGGCUUCUAGAAUCCCCCUGAAGAUUGCUGGGGUCUCUGGUCACAGACUGUACUGUGACUUUCUUUUUGGUGGAGUUUUACCCUCCAAAUAAGAUCCUUCCGAGAGGCCUGGGGAGAGGCUGGGGAUACAGCCUAUCCUCCUGGCCAUUGUUGGGCAGGGACUGGUGUUGGCUGACGCUGCAGAGACGAAGACUUCCUGUGAACAGAAAGUCAUCCCCACCUGCUGAGAGGGGGAUAGCACAGGUUUGCUCCUUUUGUACCCUUUCCAUAACUAGAGUUAAAACAGAAAUCUCUUUUCAGGAAAAGUUUCAAGGGAGAAAGGGGAAAGUUUAUCAAAAACAUUCUUUUUAAGGAAAAUGGAACAUAAGUUUACAGCCUACAGGAUGUACAGAAUAUUCUACUGUUGGGAAAACCACAGCAUUUUAUAUAUUUUUUAUUUUAAUAGAUUUGGUGCUUAUCUUCUAAUAAGAUUUAACUAUCACAAACUGUAGCACAAAUAAUAUAAUUUAUAAUUUCCAAAUUGACUAAAAUUGGUUAUAGUAUGAUAUUUGAAAGAAUAAGCAUAUGUUUCUCUGUAUUAAAAAACAAUUUAUAACAUCCCAAACUG
Messenger RNA from Nycticebus coucang (slow loris), 2797 nucleotides. It is a transcript of the gene CHFR, whose product is annotated as checkpoint with forkhead and ring finger domains. Gene Ontology annotation, cellular component: nucleus. Gene Ontology annotation, biological process: mitotic cell cycle checkpoint signaling; protein ubiquitination; ubiquitin-dependent protein catabolic process. Bases 429 to 2111 code for a protein of 560 amino acids. The record is from RefSeq and is a predicted model, not a curated record. Gene Ontology annotation, molecular function: ubiquitin-protein transferase activity; protein binding. The transcript has 18 exons. Lineage: Eukaryota; Metazoa; Chordata; Mammalia; Primates; Lorisidae.